Molecule: messenger RNA, 1692 nt
Organism: Theobroma umbraticum
Lineage: Eukaryota; Viridiplantae; Streptophyta; Magnoliopsida; Malvales; Malvaceae
Product: protein EMSY-LIKE 1-like
Biological process (GO): defense response to fungus
Cellular component (GO): nucleus
Source: RefSeq, a predicted model, not a curated record
AGCCAAGCCGUGAGUAGUUUUAAGUCCAAAAGCCCCUCCUCUUCUCGCUCUUUUCCCAGUUAACAGAUCUCUCUCUGUCUUUCUUCUCUCUCCACAAAACCAAUCAAAUCUCUUUCAAAACAACAGAGGAAAAAAGGCUUCCAUCUUUCUCUCUAAAUCUAGCUACUUUAACUGGGUUCUGGAUUGCAUUGGAGCAUAUUUAUUAGUAGCUUCUUCCUUUAAUCUCUAUCUCGGGGCAACUUCUUGUUAGGGUUUCCGCUUGUGUUCUUCUUCGACAAAGAAAGAUCUUUUUCGGCCUUGUAUUUCUUUUUUCUUGGUAUGGACUAUGAAGUUUGCGAUAGUAGUGGUACUGAUGAUGAUCUGCCUCCAUCACAUCAAACUAGAGUUUCAAGAGGGGGUAAUAUUACUGGCAAUGGAAGAUCUAUCGUAGGUUCUGGCUCAUUUUCUAGGAUGCAUUUUGACAUGGAGGCCCAAAUACAUCAACUUGAGCAGGAAGCUUACUGUUCUGUCCUACGUGCCUUUAAAGCUCAAUCCGAUGCAAUUACUUGGGAAAAGGAAGGCUUGAUAACAGAACUUAGGAAAGAACUGAGGGUGUCCGAUGAUGAGCAUAGAGAGCUUCUGACCAAAGUUAAUGCUGAUGAUAUCAUCAGAAGAAUAAGGGACUGGAGACAAGCUGGUGGGAACCAGGCUGCAAGACUUAGUGCAUCUCAGCCUGUUCACAGUCUUUUACCUAGUCCAACUGUUUCAGCAUCCCGCAAGAAACAGAAGACAUCCCAAUCGGGUCAGUCAUUACCUGGCUUAUCCUCUGCAAAGGCCGUGCAUUACUCUUCUACAGUCUCUGCUGGAACUAGGCAAUUCAAUAACCGUGGUUCUGUUGGCAGCCUUUUGGCAAAUGAACCUGCUGAAGGAGCAACAUUUGAACCCUUAAUUGGAAGGAAAGUGUGGACAAGAUGGCCUGAAGACAACAAUUUCUAUGAAGCUGUAAUCACUGAUUACAAUCCCUCUGAGGGACGACAUGCUCUGGUUUAUGAUAUAAAUACAGCAAAUGAGACGUGGGAAUGGGUUGAUCUCAAAGAGAUUUCUCCAGACGAUAUCAGAUGGGAUGGUGAGGACCCGGGCAUAUCAUAUCGAGGAGGCCCUGGUUUUCAUGUAGCUAAGAAAUCCUUCAGUCGUGGUGCUCCUGCUCCAGGUCCUGGAAGAGGUCGAGGUUCAGUGAAGGGCCAAUUCAGAAAAGAAUUUUUGCCGUCACAGAAUGGUAUUGCAAAGAAAGUGUCUGAUGAUAUUGAGUUGCUUAACACAGAGACACUAGUAAAGGAGGUGGAGAGGGUUUUUGAUACAAGUAAUCCUGAUCCUCUUGAGCUUGAGAAGGCGAAGAAAAAGUUAAAAGAGCAUGAACAAGCUCUCAUUGAUGCUAUUGCUAGGCUUGCCGAUGCAUCGGAUGGGGAAAGUGAUGGAGAACAACCCUUCUCGCGUGGGCAACCAAUGGACCGGCUGUAAGGCUGUAGACAGCCAGUGGUAUUGUGGACGCCAUCAGAGAUUGACUAGUUGGAUUUUUUAUUUCCUAUUUCUUUGAUUUUUUUUUUCCUUUCGGAAUCUGCAUCUGGUCCUCAUUGGAUAAAGAAGUUUGCCAGAAUCUUGUACGAGGAUCCGUGCUUUAACUUAAUGUACUUGGAAAAUAGCUGCUUUCCCUCA